AUGCAGAUUUUUGUGAAAACCCUGACUGGGAAAACAAUCACCCUUGAGGUGGAACCCAGUGACACGAUUGAGAAUGUAAAAGCAAAAAUUCAGGAUAAGGAAGGUAUCCCUCCCGACCAGCAGCGUCUGAUCUUUGCAGGGAAGCAGCUGGAAGAUGGGCGCACGCUCUCUGACUACAACAUCCAGAAAGGUAUUGUUCUGACCCACAUGCAUGGAAGGCGCCAAGGCUUGCUACUGGGUAUUCACCGCAGGACUGAACGGCGAUUGUGUUUCUCCCCCCCCCCCCCCGUUUAUGCCAAUGGCUUCCAGAUGGUGACAAGCGGGGCCCAGAGCAAAGCCAUCAGCGACUGGCAGAUCACCAGCGUGGAGGGGCGGCUGGCCGGCCUGGGAGGAGACGACCUGCCCACUAUCGUGAUUGUGGCUCAUUACGAUUCUUUCGGCGUUGCCCCGUGGUUAAGCCACGGCGCCGACUCCAACGGCAGCGGAGUGGCAGUGCUCUUAGAACUGGCCAGGCUGUUUUCUCGCCUCUACACCUACAAACGGACCCAUGCUGGGUACAACCUGCUGUUCUUUGCAUCUGGAGGUGGCAAGUUUAACUACCAAGGGACGAAGAGGUGGUUGGAAGACAACCUGGACCACACGGAUUCCAGUUUGCUGCAGGAUAAUGUGGCUUUUGUCCUCUGUUUGGACACUCUGGGCAGAGGGAACAGUCUUCUCCUCCACGUCUCAAAGCCUCCUAAAGAGGGGACCCUUCAGCAUGCCUUUCUGAAGGAGCUGGAACUGGUAGUCGCCAGCCAGUUCCCCGAAGUGAGGUUCUCCAUGGUGCACAAAAAGAUCAACCUGGCAGAAGACAUGCUGGCCUGGGAGCACGAGCGCUUCGCCAUCCGCCGCCUGCCGGCUUUCACGGUCUCCCACCUGGAGAGCCAUCGCGACGGCCCGCGCAACAGCAUCAUGGACGUGAGGGCCCGGGUGGACUCCAGAGUCCUGACACGCAACACCCGGAUCGUGGUCGAGGCCCUGACGCGGGUGAUCUACAACCUCACGGAAAAGGUCAGGCCUUCUGACCUCCAGGUCUUCACAGAGCAGAUGCAGAUCCAGCAGGAGCAGAUGGAGUCGGUGAUGGACUGGCUCACCAGCCAGCCGAGGGCCGCUCAGCUGAUGGACAAGGACGGCACUUUCAUCAGCACCCUGGAAUACUACAUGAGUCGAUACUUGAAAGACGUCAAGCAGCACCACGUGAAGGCCGACAAGCGGGAUCCGGAGUUCGUGUUCUAUGACCAGCUCAAGCAAGUGAUGAAUGCGUACAGGGUCAAGCCUGCCAUUUUCGACCUUCUCCUGGCACUCUGCAUAGCAGCCUACCUCGGCGUGGCCUACGUCGCAGUCCAGCAUUUUGGCCUCCUUUACAAGCUGGUCCAGAGGCUGUCCCUCAAAUCCAAGCAGCAGUGACCGGACCUUCCUCCCUUCAGAGCUGCGCUGUCGGAGGGAGCCCAUCGCAACCGUCUUCUCCCGCUUCGGAUGCUGCAGCCGCCCACCGGUUCUUGCUCCCCCCCUCCCCCAAUCACCACACUGGAACGGGAGAAGAGGAGCAGAUACAGAACG
Gekko japonicus is the source of this 1599-nucleotide messenger RNA. RefSeq names its product nicalin-like. Gene Ontology annotation, molecular function: protein binding. The transcript is spliced from 15 exons. Lineage: Eukaryota; Metazoa; Chordata; Lepidosauria; Squamata; Gekkonidae. Gene Ontology annotation, biological process: regulation of signal transduction. Gene Ontology annotation, cellular component: endoplasmic reticulum membrane. The coding region runs from base 1 to 1446 and encodes 481 amino acids. The record is from RefSeq and is a predicted model, not a curated record.